AAACGAAGACAGAAGCAGAAUGAGUGCCACAGCGCUGCAGACCACAGGUUUUGUAUCAGGUGCCAUCGGUACAGUUGGAGUUCUUGCAGCUACAGUUAUGGAUGUCUGGUGCACUGAAGACCAGCAGGAGAACAAGGCAACUUCCAUCCAGCAUUAUAAGGGCCUGUGGAAGGACUGUGAGGUGUCCCAGUCUGGACUCACUGAGUGCCAACCUCUCUACAGCCAACUGAGCUUCUCAAGAAUCCUUCAGACUAUAAGAGCUCUGAUGAUAGUAGCAAUUUUAGUUGGUGUGAUUGCAGUGUUCAUUGGAUUCUUCUGUCUAAAGUGCCUCAAUAUGAGAUGCAUGGAUCUACUGACCAAGGCAAAACUGAUGCUAAGUGCAGGGAUUUUGUUUAUCAUUGCCGGCAUUUUUGAUAUUUCUGGAUCAUCAGUGUAUGCCGAUCAAAUGGUGCCCAGUUUCAUGAUGAGCCAAUACAAUCAAAAGCAAGAUGAGAAGGGAGUGAUACAAUGUGGGAAUGGCAUGGGAGGAAUGAAUUCAUUUGCUUCCAGCUACACAUUUGGUCCAGCUCUCUAUGUAGCCUGGGUAGGUGGAGCUCUGUUAAUUUUGGGAGGAAUUUUGAAAUGCAUCGCCUUCAAAACUAUGGAAACUAACACUGAAACAAGACAGGGAUGUAUUUACAACCACGCAGUCCAGCACAGUGGAGCAGAUGCAGAGUGUCACUUGCAUGAGAGGAGAACAACAACAAAUUGA
Carassius auratus (goldfish) is the source of this 751-nucleotide messenger RNA. RefSeq names its product claudin-18-like. The transcript has 5 exons. Bases 20 to 751 code for a protein of 243 amino acids. Gene Ontology annotation, cellular component: bicellular tight junction; membrane. Gene Ontology annotation, molecular function: structural molecule activity. The record is from RefSeq and is a predicted model, not a curated record. NCBI's taxonomy places the organism in Eukaryota, Metazoa, Chordata, Actinopteri, Cypriniformes, Cyprinidae.